Molecule: messenger RNA, 2633 nt
Organism: Pyricularia grisea
Lineage: Eukaryota; Fungi; Ascomycota; Sordariomycetes; Magnaporthales; Pyriculariaceae
Exons: 8
Coding region: 1-1701 (566 amino acids)
Biological process (GO): rRNA processing
Cellular component (GO): ribonucleoprotein complex; cytoplasm; nucleus
Molecular function (GO): RNA binding; ATP binding; RNA helicase activity
Source: RefSeq, a predicted model, not a curated record
AUGUCUUACGGCGGCGGUGGCUACGGCGGCCGGAACGGUGGCGGUUACGGUGGUGGCCGCGACGGUGGUUACUCGAACGGACACGGCUCCUACGGCGGCGGCGGCGGCGGCGGCGGCUAUGGAGGUGGUGGUUACGGCGGUGGCGGCGGCGGCGGCUUUGGAGGUGGUGGUGACCGCAUGUCUAACCUAGGCGCCGGUCUGCAAAAGCAGGACUGGGAUAUCAACGCUCUCCCCAAGUUCGAGAAGCACUUCUACAAGGAGCACCCCGAUGUCACCAACAGGUCGCAGGCGGAGGUUGACAAGUUCCGUCGCGAACAUUCUAUGGCUGUGCAGGGUAGCGACGUGCCAAAGCCGGUUGAGACUUUCGACGAGGCUGGUUUCCCGCGCUACGUGAUGGACGAGGUCAAGGCUCAGGGCUUCCCUGCACCGACUGCCAUUCAGUCUCAGGGCUGGCCCAUGGCUUUGAGUGGUCGUGAUGUCGUUGGUAUCGCCGAGACGGGAUCGGGCAAGACCCUUACGUAUUGUCUUCCCGCCAUUGUGCACAUCAACGCUCAGCCGCUCCUGGCCCCCGGUGACGGACCCAUCGUCCUGAUCCUGGCCCCGACCCGAGAACUCGCCGUGCAGAUUCAGGCUGAAAUCAGCAAGUUCGGAAAGUCGUCGCGCAUUAGAAACACGUGCGUCUACGGUGGUGUGCCCAAGGGCCCCCAAAUCCGCGACUUGUCUCGUGGCGUCGAGGUCUGCAUUGCAACCCCCGGUCGUCUGAUUGACAUGCUCGAGUCCGGCAAGACCAACCUGCGCCGUGUCACAUACCUCGUCCUCGACGAGGCUGAUCGCAUGCUUGACAUGGGUUUCGAGCCCCAGAUCCGCAAGAUCAUUGGCCAGAUCCGACCUGAUCGUCAAACUCUGAUGUGGUCGGCCACUUGGCCCAAGGAGGUCCGCAACAUGGCUACUGACUUCCUGCAAGACUUUAUCCAGGUCAACAUUGGUUCGUUGGAUCUUUCGGCAAACCACCGUAUCACCCAGAUUGUGGAGGUCGUUUCAGAGUCGGAGAAGCGUGACCGCAUGAUCAGGCACAUGGAGAAGGUUAUGGAUGGAAAGGACAGCAAGAACAAGAUCCUUAUCUUCGUUGGUACAAAGCGUGUUGCGGACGAAAUCACCCGGUUCCUGCGACAGGAUGGCUGGCCCGCGCUUUCAAUUCACGGCGACAAGCAGCAGAACGAGCGUGACUGGGUCCUCGACCAGUUCAAGACGGGCAAGAGCCCCAUCAUGGUCGCCACCGACGUUGCGUCGCGUGGUAUUGGGGCUCUCUCGAUUGCGCGAAUUUGUCUGAACUCUGGUGACUCUCGGGUCUCAGAGAGCGGAGUCUUGGACGUGCGCAACAUUACUCAUGUGCUCAACUAUGAUUACCCUAACAACUCGGAGGACUACAUCCACCGUAUUGGUCGAACAGGCCGUGCUGGUGCGAAGGGAACUGCAAUUACCUUCUUCACCACUGAGAACUCUAAGCAGGCUCGUGAUCUUCUUGGAGUCCUCCAAGAGGCCAAGCAAGAGAUCGACCCUCGCCUUGCAGAGAUGGCUAGGUACGGCGGCGGCGGUGGCGGCGGUAGGUACGGCGGAUACCGCGGCCGCGGCGGUCGCCACCAUGGCGGUGGUGGCCGUGGUGCCAACGACCUGCCCAUGGGAGGUAACCGACGCUGGUAGGACAGCUUGAUUCUUGAUACCCGAGCGAGAUCUUCCGAUCCGUCUCACGGUGACUUACCUUUAUCGCGAAUACCUGCAUGAAUAUUUCCUAGUUCUUUUUUCUUUCCUUGGCGGCGUUGUUGUAGAAAAGGGUUAUGGGCUGUUUUAGACGUUUUCCCCAUCAUUGCACGCACGGCACAAAAAGUUUCCUUGGGACUCACUCGUACAUGUAGUUCACACUGGAGACGGUCUUUCUUAUGUUUUAUUCUUGUUCUUUUUCUUUUCUUUUUCGUCCUUCCACGCGACGGCUCCUCAGAUCAACCGGCCGUUGAAUGGCUACGGUGCGGGGAAGAUGGCAAGUUUGCAUCAAGGUCUUGCGAGGCCAGCCAUAGUUUGCUGGUAUUGAGAUGAUUAAUUUAGAGUGACAGGUACUGGCAUGGACUAAACAAGCCUCAUACAAUGCAAACAAAGAUAGUUCUUAGUCGGCGCGAAAGUCGGUGCGGUUGUAGCUUGCUGCCAUCCACAAUACGUACAAUGUUAGUGACGCAAAAGCAGCAGCUGCUACGGGACCAGCCUGAGCUGGCGGUGAUCUAUCUACCCUAGAUUCUCCAGACUUGGAUUUUUCGACAGCGGACCGUCGAUGGUUCGCUGGCGCUGGUCUGGUUGUUAGUGUGUCGACGACAAAUGAGGGCACGGUAAUACGGUAGGUAGUUGAAGCAGGUGAUGUCUCCCCAGAGCGAGCCGGUUUUAGGAUGGAAUUCCCACAUUCCGAAGGAGCGCAGACAUGGACAGGACAGGACAAGACAGGAGCAGACAGCGAAGCUAUGAUGAAAGGCACUAGGGGAUCUCAUCCUAGUCUCGCCAACUCGGUGAAGAGGUGGUGACGGAUCCUGCAUUCCAGACCCUGAACAAAAACGCAGCGCAGCGCAGCGCAGUGCGCGCGCGCAACGCAC